Molecule: messenger RNA, 2627 nt
Organism: Xiphophorus maculatus (southern platyfish)
Lineage: Eukaryota; Metazoa; Chordata; Actinopteri; Cyprinodontiformes; Poeciliidae
Gene: capn3a
Product: calpain 3
Exons: 20
Coding region: 145-2385 (746 amino acids)
Biological process (GO): negative regulation of apoptotic process; proteolysis
Cellular component (GO): cytoplasm
Molecular function (GO): calcium-dependent cysteine-type endopeptidase activity; calcium ion binding
Source: RefSeq, a predicted model, not a curated record
UCACGCAGAGCAACAACCAAUCGGAGAGCAGCCGUUUGGAUUUAUGCCAGGGUCUUUUUGGCUUGUAAGACUUUCGGACAGGUGACCAGGGCCAGUUUUUUUUCCUCCCCCCUCACAAAAAAAUUGAAGGUCUGCCGAGUGGAGAUGCCAUACACGCCGUCUGGCUUUUUCUGCGACCGGUUGAUCCGGGAACGAGAAAGGAGAGACGGGGAAGGGUCCCUGAACAAGCCCAUCCGGUUCAACGGCCAGGACUACAACACCCUGAGACAGGACUACCUGCAGAGGAAGACUCUGUUUGAGGAUGAAGCUUUCCCCGCCACAGUGGAGUCUCUGGGCUUCAAGGAGCUCGGACACAAGUCCAACAAGGUCAAGAACAUCGUCUGGAAGAGGCCUAAGGAAAUCAGUGAAAACCCUGAGUUCAUUGUCGGAGGAGCGAGUAGGACAGACAUCUGUCAGGGAGAUCUUGGUGACUGCUGGUUGUUAGCCGCUAUUGCUUGUCUCACCCUGAAUGAGAAACUCCUCUACCGAGUUGUUCCCCAGGAGCAAAGCUUCUCUGAGAAUUAUGCCGGCAUCUUUCACUUCCAGUUCUGGCGUUACGGUGACUGGGUCGACGUCGUCAUUGACGACCGCGUCCCGACUUUCAACAACCAGCUGGUCUUCACUAAGUCCGCCGAGAGAAACGAGUUCUGGAGUGCCCUGCUGGAGAAGGCCUACGCAAAGCUUCACGGCUCUUACGAGGCCCUGAAAGGCGGGAACACCACGGAAGCCAUGGAGGAUUUCACGGGAGGCGUCACCGAGUUUUACGAGAUGAAGGAUGCUCCAAAAGAGCUUUAUAAGAUCAUGAAGAAAGCCCUGGAGAGAGGCUCACUCAUGGGCUGCUCCAUUGAUUCUCUGGUUCCUGCUCGCUUUGAGACCCGCACAGUGACGGGACUAGUGAAGGGUCACGCCUACUCCGUGACAGCGGUGGACGAGUGCAAACCCUCUCAGCACAAGGACAACAAAGUUCGUCUGGUGCGUCUCAGGAACCCAUGGGGUCAGGUGGAAUGGAACGGCCCCUGGAGUGACAACUCCAAAGAGUGGGCGAAUCUCUCUAAGGCUGACAAAGACAAACUGCAGCACCAAAGCGCAGAGGAUGGAGAGUUCUGGAUGUCAUUUGAGGACUUCAAGAAGAAUUACACUAAGAUUGAGAUCUGUAACAUGACACCCGACGCCCUCGAGGACGACAAGAUCCACAAGUGGACGGUUUCUGUGAACGAGGGCCGCUGGGUGAGAGGCUGCUCCGCCGGAGGCUGCAGAAACUAUCCAGACACCUUCUGGACCAACCCUCAGUACCGCCUCCGCCUGCUGGAGGAGGACGACGACCCGGACGACAACGAGGUGGUCUGCACCUUCGUGGUGUCCCUGAUGCAGAAGAACAGACGAAAAGAGCGAAAGAUGGGGGCCAACCUCUUCACCAUCGGAUUCGCCAUUUACGAGGUGCCAAAGGAGAUGCAUGGAAACAAGCAGCACAUGCAGAAGGACUUCUUCUUGGUCAACUCCUCCAAGGCCCGCUCCAGGUCCUACAUCAACCUGCGGGAGGUGACGCAGCGCUUCCGCCUGAGCCCCGGCGAGUACGUCAUCGUGCCUUCCACGUACGAGCCGCACCAGGAGGGGGAGUUCAUCCUGAGAGUCUUCUCUGAAAAGAGGAACACCUCAGAGGAGAUAGAGAACAGGAUCGAAGCGGACCGUCCUGUGGUAAGUCCGAGUUCGCUUCGCACCGUUUUGGGUUGGAACGACAACAUGUUUUUUUGUUGUUGUUUUUUUUUCUUAUUGCACCUCGUUUUACCCCGGCAGCCGGCUCCGGCCUCGGCGGGGGAAGAGAGCGAGGAGGACCAGCAGUUCCGGACUAUUUUUCAGGAGAUAGCCGGCGACGACAUGGAGAUCACAGCUAAUGAACUGAGAAACGUUCUCAACAGGGUGAUCACCACGCAUAAGGACCUGAACACGGAGGGCUUCAGCCUGGAAAGCUGCAGGAGCAUGAUUGCUCUGAUGGACAUGGACGGGACAGGUAGACUCAACCUGCAGGAGUUUAUACAUCUGUGGAAUAAGAUCAAGCAGUGGCAGGGAAUCUUCAAACAUUAUAACGCCGAUCAAACCGGCAGCAUCAACAGCUACGAGAUGAGGAACGCCGUCAACGAUGCAGGCUUCCGUCUCAACAACCAGCUGUAUGACAUCAUCACUAUGCGCUACGCGAACGAGAACAUGAACAUCGACUUCGACAGCUUCAUCAGCUGCCUGGUUCGGCUCGAAGCCAUGUUCAGGGCCUUCCAAGCAUUUGACCAGGAUGGAGAUGGAACCAUCAGACUCAGCGUCCUGGAGUGGCUCCAGUUGACCAUGUACGCCUAGACAGGCCCACCUUCUCCCAGGUGAACUCCACUCCACAUGAGGACCAGACCUGCCAGCCGUUACCUCAGUAUUCAUCAUGCCCGACCGCCGUUGGCUUUCAUCCACAUCAACCUCCAGAAGCUCCAAAGGACGUCUUCACCUCCACCGUUCUGUUUCCUCUGCCCUCGUCCUGCCACCAUCACAUCGGACUCUUUUUAGUUACAUUUUCUUUUUUUUGGACAUCAUCACCUGUUGUACUGUUC